This is a messenger RNA of Syzygium oleosum, 1545 nucleotides long. Its product is annotated as F-box protein At3g07870. The record is from RefSeq and is a predicted model, not a curated record. Bases 228 to 1505 code for a protein of 425 amino acids. Gene Ontology annotation, molecular function: protein binding. Lineage: Eukaryota; Viridiplantae; Streptophyta; Magnoliopsida; Myrtales; Myrtaceae. The transcript has a single exon.
GAUCUUACGAGCAUUUUCUUCCUUGUGGUUUCCGUCUCCUUUUAAUGUUUUUAUGCGCUCACCCACAUCUUUGUCUAUAGUCACACUUAUAGGGUUUAUCCGCAAGUCAUCGCCCUCGUUCGCAGGCUCUCAUUGGUCUCCCUCGCUUGCUUUCUUCUUGUGCUCGGUUGUUGUUGAAAACGUUUGGUGCUUUCCUCCUCUCUCUCUGUCUUCCCUGGUGAUGAUCCAUGGAGUUCGUCCAUGAGCCGCCGUGUAAGAAGCUGAGAUGCGAGCUGGGCGGCGAUGACCCGCGAGCCGAGGCCGAGGCCAAGAACGGCAUGGAGGGCCUGCCGAGGGAGAUCGUCCUCGACAUCCUGUCGCGGCUGCCCAUCACGUCGCUCGUGCGGUUCCGGCUCGUCUGCCGGUCCUGGCGGGCUCUAGGCCGAGACCCGCUUCUUCCCGACGCGCAGCUCGCCCGCACGGCGGCGAGGGAUCCGUUCCUGGUGUUCCACAGCGACUUCCCUCUCAGGAACCAGCUCAGCUUCGUGGAGUUGUCCGCUCAGGACCAGGAUUGUGGGCACAGCGGAUCCAAGAAGAGUUCUGUCGGGAAAUUCAAUCCGCCUUUCUUGAAUUCGAUGCCCGAAUUCGACGUGGUGGGUUCCUGCAACGGCUUGCUGUGCCUCGCCGAUUCGCUCUACAGGGAGACGCUGUUCGUGUACAACCCCUUCACCGGGGACUGCAGGGAGCUGCCACCAUCGCGGCAGUACGCGGACCAGACCGUGGUCUUCGGGUUCGGUUUCCACCCGGCGACCAGGGAGUACAAGGUGAUCAAGAUAGCAUACUACCCGAACCCAUCUAGGGCGGGGGCGGGGUCCCGCCGGGCGCGACGGGUCCCGCACGUGCAGUCGGAGGUUCAGGUCCUGACGCUCGGGAGGAGCCCAGCCUGGCGGAGCCUGGGGCGGGCGCCGUACCAGAUCGACAAGAGGCCAUCGGAGACGGUGGUCAACGGGAGGCUGCACUGGGUCGCGGGGCCUCGGAGGUACCGGACGGCGCGGCAGCUCGUGUCCUUCGACCUGGCGGACGAGCAGUUCCGGGAGGUGCUGAGGCCCGAGGGCGGGCCCAUCGGCCGGUCCAACUACCAGCUGAUGGCCCUGAGGGGCUUCCUCUCAGCCAUAGUCUACUGCAAUUACGGGAGGCUGGAGAUUUGGGUCAUGAAGACAUACAAUGUGAAGGAGUCAUGGACGAGAGAGUACGUCAUCGGGUCAUACAUGCCGAGGGCUCUCAAGCAAAACGUGAACUUCAUGCCGUUCAAGAUGUGGAAGAGCAUGAAUGCGAGGGUCUCUAGGGUUGUGUGCGGAUUGGACAAUGGUGAGAUAUUGUUGGAGUAUAAGAGCGGGGCAUUGGCGGCUUAUGACCCCAAGAAGGGUAAGUUUAGGGACAUUUCGUUGCAGGGCAUGCCCAAAUGGUUCCAUUCAUUUGUUCAUGUGGGAAGCCUCAGCUGGAUAGAUUCCCACUCAGACACAUGACAAUUUCUUUAAAAAACCCAAAAGAAAAAGAAAGGAGGAA